AUGGCAGGCAGACCCAUCAUUGCGAUUGUCGGUCCCUCAGGCGUUGGAAAGACGAAGCUUGGAACUGCACUCGCCAAAGCCGUGAACGGCGAGGUCAUCUCCGUGGACAGUCUGCAAACAUACCGACAUGGAGGUAUUAUAACCGCAAAGCCUACUAUCCAGGAAAUGGAUGGUGUCAAGCACCAUCUGAUAGACUAUCUGCAGCCCGACCAAGAACUAUCUGCCUUUGUCGGCCUUGCUAUCUCAAGAAUCCAGCAAAUCCAGGAUGGCGGCAAGAACCCUCUGCUGGUCGGUGGAUCCAUCUCGUUAACUAAGCCCCUCCUCUCGCACCCUUUCAUCCAACGCAGCGAUUGA
Molecule: messenger RNA, 354 nt
Organism: Alternaria arborescens
Lineage: Eukaryota; Fungi; Ascomycota; Dothideomycetes; Pleosporales; Pleosporaceae
Exons: 1
Coding region: 1-354 (117 amino acids)
Biological process (GO): tRNA modification
Molecular function (GO): tRNA dimethylallyltransferase activity
Source: RefSeq, a predicted model, not a curated record